This is a messenger RNA of Botrytis fragariae, 792 nucleotides long. Its product is annotated as putative 2-heptaprenyl naphthoquinone protein. Bases 1 to 792 code for a protein of 263 amino acids. Lineage: Eukaryota; Fungi; Ascomycota; Leotiomycetes; Helotiales; Sclerotiniaceae. The transcript has a single exon. The record is from RefSeq and is a predicted model, not a curated record.
AUGUCUCCUUCGGCUAUCAUCGACGAGUCCAACUUCCUUUCAGCAGUUGUUGGCGAAGCCAAGGCUGCUCCUUCUAGCCCAUGUCCACUGGCGCCAGGAAAAGGGGAAUUUCCUUCUGUCGAGUACUACGAUCAUCUUGCUAGAACCUAUGAGGGUGCUUUUUCCCACGACAUCGGUCUCCGAGUAUUCAUUGAAAGAACCCUUCUGGAACUACCCAACAACUCAAAAGUUCUCGAUAUUGGCUGUGGAACUGGCAAGCCAGUCUCAUACACGAUGGCAGCCCAUGGUCAUAAUGUUCAUGGUCUCGACCUAUCCGGCGCCAUGGUCGAUCUAUCCAUGAAAUGCGUUCCCACGGGCUCAUUCACACAAGCGGACAUGUUGUAUCAUACCCCUCAAUUCCAGAACAACACUCCUGACUUUGACGUCAUCUUUACCAUCUUCUCGCUCUUCUGCUUGUCUCGCGAAGAGAUGACUACAAUGGCCUCAAAGAUGUUCAGUUGGUUAAAACCAAACGGACUCUUGUGUAUCGGCACCAUCUGCGCCGAAGACUUCAGAACAACACCUUCGAUGUAUGAUGCGGAUGGAUUGUGCGCCACGGGUGUUGAAAUGAUGUUCAUGGGAUCAAAGUGUUCUUCCAUGACAGCAUUCACAAAGCAGGGUUGGAAAGGCCUGAUUGAGGCCGCUGGUUUUGAGAUAAUUCACACGAAGAGUGAUUUAUUCACGCCACGGCCCAGUGCAGGCAUUGCUUCCGAUGAUGAGAUGCAUUAUUAUAUUAUGGCAAGGAAGAUCUAA